Poecilia latipinna (sailfin molly) is the source of this 4000-nucleotide messenger RNA. Its product is annotated as protein jagged-2-like. NCBI's taxonomy places the organism in Eukaryota, Metazoa, Chordata, Actinopteri, Cyprinodontiformes, Poeciliidae. Gene Ontology annotation, molecular function: Notch binding; calcium ion binding. Gene Ontology annotation, biological process: Notch signaling pathway. The record is from RefSeq and is a predicted model, not a curated record. The coding region runs from base 35 to 3031 and encodes 998 amino acids. The transcript has 21 exons.
GAUUUACAACUCAGGUGCACAAUGUCUAAUACCAAUGUAUUCCAGGUGUAACUAUGGGUGGGAUGGCCCACUGUGUGACAGAUGCCUCCCAUACCCGGGAUGUGUUCACGGUACCUGUACUGAGCCCUGGCAGUGCACCUGUGAGAAGAACUGGGGUGGGCUGCUCUGUGAUAAAGACCUGAACUACUGUGGGACGAAUCAGCCCUGUAAGAAUGGAGGAACCUGCAUGAACACAGAGCCAGAUGAAUACGACUGUGCUUGUCUUGACGGCUACUCCGGCAAAAACUGUGAGAUUGCGGAGCACGCUUGCCUCUCUAACCCCUGUGCCAAUGGAGGGACUUGUCAUGAAGUCCCUUCAGGCUUUGAGUGUCACUGUCCUGCUGGCUGGUCUGGACCAACCUGUGCUGAAGACACAGAUGAAUGUGCCUCUGCCCCCUGUGCUCAUGGAGGGACCUGCAUUGACAUGGAGAACGGCUUUGAGUGCCUCUGCCCUGUGCAGUGGACAGGAAAGACCUGCCAGAUUGACAUUAACGAGUGUGGGGGAAAGCCUUGCCUCAAUGCUUAUUCUUGCAAAAAUAUGAUUGGUGGAUAUCACUGUGCCUGCUUUCGUGGAUGGGUGGGCCACAACUGUCACAUAAACAUGAACAGUUGCCAUGGACAGUGUCAGAAUGGAGGCACCUGUAAGAACACAGCCAGAGGCUACCAGUGCGUUUGCCUGCCAGGUUUUGUGGGUCGGCACUGUGAGGCUCAGAGGAACCAUUGCUCUAGCAGUCCUUGCAGAAAUGGUGGUCGCUGCCAUGUGCAUCUGGAAGGUUUUGUAUGUGACUGCCUACCAGGGUUCACUGGAACCACCUGUGAGGUGAGGAAGGUGCAAAAUGAUCCUUGUAAUCCAAAUCCUUGCCAAAAUAAGGCUCAGUGCAACAGCCUAGCUGGUGACUUCUACUGCAGCUGCCCUGAUGAUUAUGAGGGCAAAACUUGUUCUGAGCUCAAGGACCACUGCAAGACCAACCAGUGUGAAGUGAUCGACAGCUGCACUGUUGCCGUUGCAACCAAUGAUACUCAACAAGUGUGGCACAUUUCAUCAAAUGUGUGUGGGCCACACGGCCGUUGCAUUAGCCUGCCUGCCGGGAACUUCAGCUGUUCCUGCGAUCUGGGAUUCACUGGCACCUACUGCCACGAGAAUAUCAAUGACUGUGCAUCAUACCCAUGUAAAAAUGGAGGCACCUGCAUAGAUGGGAUAAGCUCCUUUGAGUGUGUCUGUCCAGGCGGCUGGGAGGGUGACCUCUGUGAUGUUGAUGUGAAUGAGUGCAGCAGCAACCCCUGUCAGAAUGGAGGCCAGUGCGUGGAUCUAUUUCAUGAUUUCUACUGCAACUGCAUAGACAACUGGAAAGGGAAAAACUGUCACUUACGUGAGAGCCAAUGUGACUCCAACACAUGCAGGAACGGUGGGACUUGUUAUGACCGUGGAGACUCGUUCCUGUGCCACUGCCCAUCAGGGUGGGCAGGAAACACCUGCAACACAGCUAAGAACAGCACUUGUGAUUCGGAUCCAUGUGAGAACGGAGGAACAUGUGUUGGAGGAGAACUUUUCACCUGCAUCUGCAAGGAUGGCUGGGAAGGGCCCACUUGUGCACAAAAUAUCGAUGACUGCAAUCCACACCCUUGUUACAACGGUGGCAUCUGUGUUGAUGGUGUGAAUUGGUUCCGCUGCGAGUGUGCGUCAGGAUUUGCUGGACCAGAUUGCCGCAUCAAUAUAAAUGAGUGUCAGUCGUCUCCCUGUGCUGAAGGCUCUACAUGCAUAGAUGAGAUCAGUGCCUACCACUGUGUCUGCCCUCCUGGACAAGCUGGACCUCAGUGUCAGCAGUUCACGGGACUUGGAAAGUCAUGCCGCCACGCUGGCCUGCAGUAUCCUCACAGCAGUCACUGGGAGGAGGACUGUAACGCCUGUCAGUGUGUCAAUGGCGAAGUUCACUGUUCCAAGGUGAAGUGCGGUCGUCGCCCCUGCAUCCUCCCAAAUGCUGUUUUGCCUUCAGUCACCAGCCAUCAGCCCUGUCCUGGAGGCCUUGAGUGUGUGAAGCAUCCAUUCCUCACAUGCUUGUCUCCACCAUGUCAUCAGUGGGGCGUGUGCUCAACACCUGACCCUCCCACUCCUGAGCAUACCCAGUGUGAGCCCCAUAGUGGCUACCUGGACAACAGCUGUGCUCACAUCACUCUCAUCUUUAACAGGGACAAAGUGCCACAGGGCACUGCUGUAGAGAACAUCUGCUCUGAGCUGAGAUACCUCCCUGUGACUCAGAUGCUGGCUGUGGACCGAACACUGAUCAUCCUCUGUGAUUUGUCCUAUUAUACAAGAAAUGCUGUGGAGGUUGCCAUGUCUUUUGAAAUGGAUGGACAAUUGAAGGACAACGACUGUGGCUAUAUCCAGAAUGCAGCAGCUGCCAUUACUAGUGCAUUGUCCAAAUACCACAACAGCACCAUCCUUCAAGCUGUAGUGGAGGCCAGAGUGGAGAUGCAGGCUGAAUGUCGAGCUGAAGGUUUUUUAGUCCCUGUGCUUGGAGUUGUCUUCAGCCUCCUCUGGGUCUUCUGCCUUGUUGUCUGUGUUUGGUGGACCCGUAAAAGAAAGAAAGAGCGAGAGAGAGCCGCCCUGUCCGAAGACACCACCGUUAACAACCAGCUGGAGCCCCUGCGGAGCAAUACCCCAAAAGAAAACCGAGACAAAGACAUUCAGUACGAAUGCAAGAAAUUAAUAGGCCCCUCUGACAGGACAUGUGAUGAGGCUGAUGAGGAGGAGCAGGAGCUGGAGGAAGAUGAGGAGAUGGUCUUGGGAUUGGGGGACAAGUGUUUGUCUCACAAGUGUCCCAUAGUGGGAGCUCAGGACAGGAGCACCAUCAUAAAGGCAGAGGUGAUGUGCAUGACACGCAGCGGCCCAGUGAAGGCACCGCAUCGGACGGCAUACAACCCCAAAGACAACCGAUGUAAAAACCUGAAUGCAGCCAAGUUUAGCGAGGACAUUACAGACCUCUGUGUGUGAACAAAUAAAUUCAGCGUCACAGACUUUAAAACUUUUGCACCACAAAUGAAGACUGCAGAUGCUUUCAUUUUCUGUUGAGUUUAUAAUGCCUUGUUUAAGUCUUUUAUUUGCAGCUGGAGGCUUUUUUAAAUCAAGAAAGAAACUUAUAAAACAGCAUGAAAAAAACAAGUGCUUCAGGGAUUAUGGAGUCCACAAGCUUCACUUUUUGGUUCAAAACAUUACAGGGAAGCUGAAGCUUUCUGUUUUUAUCAUUAAGGUAGCUGACUGCUUUUACCUUCAGCCCAAACCCUGACAUCUAAACAAAAGAUUUACAUUGUGUGCAAGUUGGCAUAUUAACCUGGCUGACUGAUGCAUAGAAUAGCUUUUUUCUCUAAUUUUUUAACUUUUUUAUUUUUGUUGAAGCUUGGAAUUUCUGGCAUUUGUCUUUUUAAAAUGAGAAUUGUCUCCUGUUUUACUACACAGUGAUCUUUCAGUAUUUCUUUUUUUAAUUAAAGUGCCUUGAACUGCUAACUUCUCCCUUCCUUACAAUAGAAGAUUCUUAAUACAUAUAAAGGGAAAGUGGCUAUAAUCACAAACAUCUUGCCUCUAACGCUUGUUUUAUUGUGAUGUACAGAACACUUGUAAAUAGGACAGAAAUUACUGUGUAUAUUUGAUUUUAGUAAGUUAAGAGAUUUUUAAGAAUAAGGCUUCCUGUAUGUUUGGAUUUUUAUGUCAUUCCAUUUAUUAAUGGGAGAUUUUAUUUGAAUCAUUUUCAGAUUUUGUAAAUUCUCAAACCUAAUUAUUAAUACUGAAUUGUUUAAAGAGUAUUUGUUCCUCUUAUUAAAGUGCAAAUGCUACAUUUGUUUUAGCUCUGCGAAUGGUUGUACAAGCUACUUUUCAUAUUUAGUUUUGGCAUAUUUGAGCUAUCAAAAUGAUAUGUGUUUUUUCAUCCCUUCCUGAAUCCAUGUUCCCAAAAGUACAUUUUGUUCU